Molecule: messenger RNA, 4364 nt
Organism: Odontomachus brunneus
Lineage: Eukaryota; Metazoa; Arthropoda; Insecta; Hymenoptera; Formicidae
Gene: Cpr
Product: NADPH--cytochrome P450 reductase
Exons: 15
Coding region: 89-2899 (936 amino acids)
Biological process (GO): response to hormone
Cellular component (GO): cytosol
Molecular function (GO): FMN binding; NADPH-hemoprotein reductase activity; flavin adenine dinucleotide binding
Source: RefSeq, a predicted model, not a curated record
ACAACUUACAGCUCUUUGAAGGAAAAUUGUGACAGGACUCUAACGAGUGAACAAUUCGUCGAACAUUUCGACUCGAUUCAACUGAGCAAUGCUGGAGACGCGCUCCGCCGUAUACAAAAUGAUGCAAGAGGAAGCUCACAAUGAAAGACAGAUUACUAAUUGGCCGCCGCCGUUCUCGUCCGAGAUGACUCCAUACACGAUAACUGACUUCGGCAACUUGAUCAGACGAACUUGCGACAGCAAAAGCUUGACUCUCAGAAUCUCCAAGAUGAUCAUCAUCGGCGACGUGGCCGUCGGCAAAACAGCAUUAGUGAACAGGUUCUGCCACAAGCUCUUCGAUAACAAUUACAAGGCUACUAUCGGCGUGGACUUCGAAGUUGAGAGAUUUGACAUUCUUGGCGUGCCUUUCCACUUGCAAAUAUGGGACACUGCGGGACAAGAAAGAUUCAAGUGCAUAGCAGCGUCAUAUUAUCGCGGCGCAAACGUAAUCAUGGUCGUCUUCGAUCUGGGAAACUUGAUGUCCCUGACGCACUGUCAGCAGUGGUUGAAUGAAGCAAGUCGCAGCAACGUUGGUCCUUAUCACAUUUUCCUGGUGGGAACUAAGAAAGAUUUACUGUCUCAACCGGUAUACGAUAUAAUAGAGAGGCGGGCGGCAGAAACGGCAAAUAGAAUGCGAGCAGAAUACUGGUCGGUUUCCUCGAGGACAGGCAACGGCGUGCCCGCAUUAUUCACACGUGUAGCAGCGUUAUCUUUUCACGCGAUGGCGUUGAGAGAGAUGCAGAGCCUGAAACUGGAGCCAAUAAACAUCGGUUCUACGACGAUAAUGGACGCAUCACAACCAAAAGCCAUAAGAAUGGCGGGAUCGCCGGUGUUGGAAAACGAAAGUGGGCUGGAAGAUGUCAACGAAAACUGCAUCAGCAACCUGGACAUUCUGUUAUUUGUUGCACUAACCUUGGUUGUAGUAUGGUACUAUGUAUGGAGGCGAAGAAAGCGAGAAGAAGACAACACGCCUGCCCCAAAAUCCUAUUCCAUACAACCGACGUCUUUCGUGGCGACGCUACCUUCCGAGAACUCUUUCAUAAAAAAGCUGAAAUCGUCUGGGCGCAGUUUGGUGGUGUUCUAUGGUAGUCAGACGGGUACUGCCGAAGAAUUCGCCAGUCGUCUCGCCAAAGAGGGCAUCAGGUACAAGAUGAAGGGCAUGGUGGCCGAUCCCGAAGAAUGUGAUAUGGAAGAGCUAGUACAUUUGAAGACUAUCCCGAACAGUUUGGCGGUGUUUUGCAUGGCAACAUACGGAGAGGGUGAUCCUACGGAUAACGCGAUGGAGUUCGUCGAUUGGCUCAAGACAGGCGACAAUGAUCUCUCCGGGUUAAAUUACGCGGUGUUUGGACUUGGUAAUAAAACCUAUGAACACUACAACGAAGUUGCCAUACACGUGGAUCAUAGAUUGGAGCAGUUAGGCGCUACGCGUGUAUUUGAUUUGGGUCUCGGUGACGACGACGCUAACAUAGAAGAUGACUUCAUCACGUGGAAAGACAAGUUCUGGCCGGCUGUCUGUGAAUUCUUCGGAAUUGAAGGAGCUGGCGAGGAUGUCAGUAUCCGGCAGUACAAACUCACGGAGCACUCAGAUAUAGCAGUCGAGCGGAUUUAUACUGGAGAGAUAGCUCGUCUGCAUUCUUUCCAAAAUCAGAGAGCGCCGUUCGACGCGAAGAAUCCUUUCUUAGCCCCGGUUAAAAUCAAUCGCGAGUUGCACGGCGUGACGUCCGAAAGGUCCUGCAUGCACAUCGAGUUCGAUAUUGAGGGCUCCAAAAUGCGUUACGAGACUGGCGAUCAUCUGGCUGUCUAUCCUGUCAAUAGCGCAGAUCUGGUUAAGAAAAUCGGCGAACAGUGCGGCGUCGAUUUGGAUACCAUUUUCACCCUUACGAAUACGGACGAGGAGUCCUCAAAGAAACAUCCAUUCCCCUGUCCCUGCAGCUACAGAACCGCGUUAACGCAUUACUUGGACAUUACCAGCAACCCGCGUACGCAUAUCCUUAAGGAGUUGGCCGAGUACGCCACUGAACCCGCAGAUAAAGAAAAGCUGAAGCUGAUGGCAUCCACUACCGUAGAGGGCAAGGCGGCUUAUCAGCAAUGGAUAGUUCAAGACAAUCGCAAUAUCGUGCACAUCUUAGAAGACAUACCCAGUUUGAAACCUCCAUUAGAUCAUUUGUGCGAGAUCCUGCCGCGAUUACAAUGUCGAUACUAUUCGAUAUCUUCAUCUCCGAAGCUUCAUCCAACUUCGAUUCACAUCACGGCAGUGGUAGUAGAGUACCAGACCCCAACCGGUAGAGUAAACAAAGGCGUCACAACCAGCUGGUUGAAGCAGAAACACCCCUCUGAUCCGCCUUGUCUCGUCCCGAUCUUUGUGAGGAAGUCUCAAUUCCGUCUGCCGACGCGCACAUCUGUCCCUAUUAUCAUGGUCGGACCAGGCACCGGUUUAGCGCCGUUCAGAGGCUUCAUACAGGAACGAGAUCUAGCGAGAAAGGAAGGUAAAGAAGUAGGUGACACGAUACUCUACUUCGGCUGCAGAAAAAGCAAUGAGGAUUAUUUGUACCACGAAGAGUUGGCACAGUAUGUGGAAAGCGGAUCUUUAAAAUUACAUACUGCAUUUAGCCGAGAACAACCCAAAAAAGUAUACGUCACGCAUCUGCUUGAGAAAAACAAAGAAGAAAUUUGGCGAGUCAUCGGUGAACAAAAUGGGCAUAUUUAUAUUUGCGGGGAUGCGAGAAAUAUGGCGCGCGACGUGCAUAACAUAUUACUUAAGGUGGUGAUGGAGCGAGGAAACAUGUCAGAACUCGACGCCAUGGAUUACAUCAAAAAGAUGGACUCGCAAAAGCGAUAUUCCAGUGACGUUUGGAGCUGAGCAAUAAUUCCGACUGACAUAGAAAAACACAAUUCUUUUCGAAAUCUGAAAAUUGAGUCUAGUUCAAUUUGUCAGAGCGUCAAAACAGCCGCCAAUCGCAUAUUUUACGAGGUUACUCGUUUCAUCUUCAUCCUGUGAAAUAAAAUAACUAGUUGAAUUAACGUAAUUAAUAUCAAGGUCUUACACAUGGUUUUUUUACAACUCGUAUGGAGCACCUAAUUGUACGUUUCGAUCAUUGUGUAUAGUUAAUUGCUUGAAUAUUUAACAUUGCAAAUUCAAUCGGAAAAAUACCGAUUUCAUAUUUUAUGAAAAAUAUUUGAAUUUGUAUAAAAAAAUAUAUACGUGAUAUUUUUCUAGUUGUUAUACUGUUAUAAAUGAUUAAAAGUAUUCUUACGUUUAACGAAAUUGCAGUUUAACGAAAUUAACGUUUGUGAUUCAAUAAUAAGACGAAUCAGAUUUAUUUGCCCUUACUAGUGUGAUUUCCUUGACAAUUUUAUUAGACAUGUUGAUAAAUAAAGUAUCGAGUUAGUUCUGAUUAUACCGCAAUACAAUAGAUAUUGUCGAUAACAAAAUUAUAUAAAAGACUUCAUUAAGUGCUUCAUUUAAGUGCUAUGAGACUUCCUCUCAUUGUAUCUUGAUCAUAAUGCGUGAAAUUCUAAAGUUGAAAGUCUUACAUGAAAAAUAUAUCUUAAAAAGCAGUGUAAUCGGAUGUAAUGAUUGUAAUGGCGUUGCUCGGUACUAUAGGAUAAUUUCACAAUCGUAAAAUUUUACGCACGAAACUCUUUAUUCAAGUCUUGUAUUUCGUUCGAAAAUAAUUAUAUUGAUUAUAUUUUAGAUACUAUUAAUUCAUGUAUGUAUAUUAGUCAUUAUACAAAUUAACACAGCGCGAUCAAAUUCUUUAGGCAAUGUUUGAAAAUUUGUCAAUGUUAAGUGGUGUUCAUAUUGUCCAUCCAUAUCUUUAAUCUUGCACUAUAAAAAAAUUUUUACUAAUAGAAAAUUUUAUAUUAGUAUAUUAAAGCUAGGAAAAUGCUUCCAUAAGCCAAUUUAGCAUGUAAUUUAGUAGAAAGAAAAGCAAAAGUAGAAAGUGAAGCAAAAUCAAGAUAAGAAUUCAAAGUCAAGAAACUUUGUGAUUAGUAAACAUUCAUUAUCCAUUUUAUCACAAUCUUUGACUAGCAUAUUGUUAAUGCUAUGUUAAAUUUUCUAUCUUUAUUUAAAAGUUAGACUAAUCGGGAGUAUCGAUUUAUUGGAUUUUCGAUAAAUAUUUUAUAACGAAAUAGGUAAAUUAUGUAUAAAUCAUGUACUACUGAACAACUAUUACUUAUUCAUAUAUGGUCUAAGUAUAGAAUUUUGUAAUAUGCUUAGUCAUAUCUCAAUAGCAACUAUAUAAUGAAUCAAGGACAAUUAUAUUUUUAUAUAAUGCAUAGGGAUGGUGAAUAAAAUGAAAAUAAUAUCAUUUAUAUAUGAA